Labrus bergylta (ballan wrasse) is the source of this 1523-nucleotide messenger RNA. Lineage: Eukaryota; Metazoa; Chordata; Actinopteri; Labriformes; Labridae. The record is from RefSeq and is a predicted model, not a curated record.
ACCUACAAUUCGUGCCUCAGGUGUGGUCGAGCCAACAGCAACUACAGAACUGAGACCUGUCUGGAUGUGACAAUCCCAGACGAUCAUCUUGCUGGAUGUGAUAUUUACAUUCAUGCUGAUUCACCUCACAGGACUGAGCUCCGUCCUGGAGGUGCAGGACUCGCUGACACGGACUUCCUGCUGUACCUUCACAUGAAGUCCACUGACAAGUGCAGAGCAAAGCCUAAUAUUUUGGCCAACGCUGCUCACUGCCAGACAGAUGCACUUGGACGACCUGUGGCCGGGGUGGUGGUCAUCUGCAGGGAAAGACUGAAAGGAGAAACGUUUAGUCACCAGGCAGCUGUACAGACUGUGAUCCAUGAGCUGUUUCAUGUGCUGGGUUUCUCUAAAGAGCUCUUCCACACCUGGCGAGACUGUUCCUCCAUGUCUCAAGGUGUGAACUUUACAGGUGUACUUCCUGGCAAAGUGUCCUCACACUGGGAGUCCAGGAUCUUUCAGGGCUCCAUCAUGGCAGCAGAGCUAGCGGACUCAUCCUCAGUCUGGAUCAACCCAGUAACCUUGGCUGCAUUACAGGACACGGGCUGGUACAAUGUAGACGUGAGCAGGGCACAGAGUCUGGUGUGGGGAGACGGAGAAGGGGCCAUGUUUGGAUCCCUGUCAACCUGUCAGAACAAAUCCUCAUCGUUUUUCUGCUCUGGCAGUGGGUUUGGGUGUCAUUACCUUCACCUCCACAAAGGGGAGUGCAAGACUGAUCAAUACCUGGAGGGAUGCAGAGUGUAUAAACCCCUCAAAAAUGGAAACCGGAGUCAGUUUCCUUCGUUCAUCAGCACAGUGGAGGGGCGCUGUUACAGACACAGGUGUACUGGACCAAACAGGUACCAAAUCCGCGUGUCAGGCUCUGAGUGGGUGGAGUGUCCAGCAGGGGGAAGCAUUCAGAUUGAAGGAUACCAGGGUUCAGUUUCCUGUCCUGACAGGAGGUUGUGUCUGUACUCUGACAUCACUCCUCCUUCAGACGCCGUCGAUACAUUUCCUGCUUCCAUCAUCAGAGAUCCAUAUGGGACUUUAACUUCAGCCCAGACCUGGACCUCUUUGUCCUUCGGUGUCAAAACAUCUCUCAGCAUCACUGCUGCCGUGUGUCUCCUGGCUGCAGUCUUGGUGUCUUACAGAAAAUGUUGCUCCUGCAGGAUCAGGAUCCACACCAGCACAGAUGAACACAGUAAUCUGUAGGAAACACAGCCUCUAAAACCGGCUUUAUAAACUUUAAUUGUUCAAUAAUUUUGUUUGUCUCUUCUUAGUAAUUUAUCUGAAGGCUGUGUUGUAAAUGUAGAGUUAUUCAGUCAGAGACAAAAUGCCUUUUUAUGACAAUUUUUAUUGAACAGAGUAAUGUGAAAACAUAAAGAUAACCUGUUGUGGUCAAACGCAGCUCAAAAAUAUCAAUCAGCUGGUUUCUCACCCUACAUACAUUAUAUUGAUCAGAAAUGAUACCAAAAAAACAUAAUGAGGAAACAUGGCCAAACCAAAAA